GCAGCCUUUGCCUAGCAUCCCUGUGUAUUUAACUACAUUUCUAAUCUCAACUAUAACUUGGACUAAAACUAUUUCGAAGGCACAUUAGUACCGAUGAUAAGAAAUGAAAAUACAGGACUCAUGCUCCCUGUUUAAUGUUUAACCGCCCUGCCCACGUAAGUGGGAGGAGGAAAUUUUUAUGUUGGCUGACUCAAAGCGUUGGCUAGAAACACUUUGCUCAGACCGAGGUGAAACCACACGACUAUGGACUAAGACCUACAAGGACUCUUGGGGAUCCUGGAUGAUCAUCAGGAAUGGGAAGAAAUGGACAAGGUUUGGGGCCACACACUUGGCUUUGGGGCUGAGACACUGAGUAUUUAGAACAUAGUAAAAGGUGCUAAAGAGUCGUUAUAUUUUCUACUUUGGUGUGUCCUGAAAUGAUACACCUCUUGUGAUUUGGAGUUUUCCCACCAACUGGAAUCUCUUUGAAGAAUCAGAAAUUAAGUUCAGACAAAGAAAAGUCCUCAGUAUAAGUUGUUAUCUUGGAAAACUGCUCACCUCUGGAUCUUGGCUCUAAUCACAGGGACGGCGCCCAGCAGAGCUGAUAAGCUAAAAGGAAAAAAAUCAAUACCUAGAAAAAAAAUCUGAGCUCUCUACUCUGCAACCAUGAAUGAGGAAAUAGAAGAGAUAGCAGAAGAGAACGAUUGGAGGGAACUUGAACCCAGCAACCCCGUCAAAAUCUUCCUGACAAUCCUUUACAGCCUCAUCCUGGUAACAGGUAUUGUGGGUAAUUCAGUCACUAUCAGAGUAACACAAGUAUUGAAGCGUAAUGGCUACUUGCAGAAGAACGUGACCGACCACAUGGUUAGCCUAGCAUGCUCGGACUUGCUGGUGCUCCUCAUCGGCAUGCCUGUGGAGCUCUACAGCGCCAUCUGGUUCCCAUUCAUGUCGACAUCAGGCAACGUUUCGUGUAAGAUAUACAACUUCCUGUUCGAGGCCUGCAGCUAUGCCACCAUCCUCAACGUAGCUACGCUUAGCUUUGAGCGCUACGUGGCUAUCUGCCACCCGUUUCGUUUCAAAGCCCUGGGUGGAAAACGCACCUCUGCCCUCAUCACCUUCGCCUGGCUGGUGUCUGUGAUCGUGGCCCUGCCUUUGCUGAUUGCCACUGGAACACAAGGACACAUUCCCUCACUAAGGGAUACGCCUGUCCAGAAUCUGACUUUCUGUACAAAUCUUAGGGAGCACUGGAUGAUGUACAGGAGCAGCCUCUUUGUGGCUUUCAUCAUCUACAUGACUGUGUUUAUCUGCGUGGCCUUCAUGUGCCGGGCAAUGAUCCUUGUCCUUCGGAAAUCUAUGGGAUCCAUGGAUGGUGGCAUCGAUGGAACUCAGAGAGCAGCCAAGCACGAAAGUUCAAAGGUCAAGAUGGCCAGGAAGCAGACCAUCAUUUUUCUUGGUCUCAUUGUGGGAUCCUUGAUAGUGUGCUGGCUUCCCAACCAGAUUCGUCGUCUUAUGUUGGCUGCUGUGCCCAAGUCCCGCUGGACUGUUGCCUUCUUCCAGAACUACGUCAAGCUGACACCUGUGGCCGACACCUUCUUCUACCUAAGCUCCGUCAUCAACCCGUUCCUCUACAACCUCUCCUCUCAACAGUUCAGGAAGGUUUUUGUCCAGGUGCUACAGUGUCGCCUCACCAUCGAACACAUCAACAAGCGGACCGUGCCGAGCUCCCGCGCUGCUUCUGCACGCUCCUUUCGGCCCUUGCUGAUGAAGUCAUUGCGUCGCAACAGGUCUAAUCAGUCCACCAUUCCCCAGGAGAAACCACCUCCAACCUUUAAAACCUUUCAGACGCAAAGUGACUCCGGAGUGGCUUCUAAUGCUACGUCUCUUAGCCUGACUGAGGAGUCUGAUUUAAUUAUGAAAGUAAAGAUAGAUGCACCAUCAGAGACUGAAAUAUAAUGUGCUGUACAAUUUAAUGCAACACAGUGAACAGUAAAACCAAGCCAAAGAUGAUUGUGCUGUGCCUUCAGAAACAAAUAUAGAUAUUCAUUAUACACAGUAAACACAGUACAAAGUGUAAAGUUAGGAAUUUCACUGACAGAUCAGCUGACAAUUUGGCACAAUAGCAAGUUUGCAAACAGACAUUAAACUCAAAGAAUGUGAAACUGUUUUCAAGUCAGAAAAAGAUUAUACAAAGCUCAAAUAUUCAGUUAAGCAUGAUGUCCGAACAGUUUGAGCUAAAGGUACCCAGUGGAGUUUGUGACCACUCGUGGUUAUAUGGAGCUUUCAUGUGUAACUGGCACAGAGCUGGUGACCACAGUUAGGAUAGCAGAUGACUUGAAAUAUACUGGCCAAAAAAUGAAAUGAGUCAUUGUAUUAUAAGAAUUUGACCCUUUAAGCCCAACAAUUUAAUUAAAAGUCUAUCAAUGUGAGGCUGACAUGUUAACUGGCUUAAAAAAUAAAGUAGUAGUAGUAACCUGCAUGUUUUUGUCAGCGAGUUCAUAUAUUAGACACUUAACGUUGGAAUCCCAACGUCAAUGCAAUGCUGUGUGGAGUUUUGCCUGCCGCCUGUUAAUUUGCUCAGACUUGGUCAUUUUUUCCUGGUUUACAUGCUUCUUAAUAAUGUAAAUAUGCUACAUAGAUAAAAACUUUCCCCUUUUGGCACAAAAGUGAAAAUAUGACACAAAGUUCUGCAAAUUAAUAAAAUAUGUUGUUUGUUUAUGCACUCUAGGAUGAUGCAUUUCCCAAUUAGAUGCCCUGUUCAUGUGGAUAUAAUUUGUCAUUGUCUUCCAAAACUGUUUAACAUCAGAUGGUUCAAAUAACAGACACAGGUUAUGAAAUGGUUUUAAUCAUGCCUGAAAGAGAGUAAUUUUUUUGUUUGAACCAAACAGCAUUCUCCCAUGUUAGUCAGAUGGGGGUUUUUUUUAUUCCUUGUUUACCCCUGUUAUAAUUACUACGGCUUCUAGAGGGCACUGUUACUUGAAUGCGCUGUAAUAUGAACUCAGGGCGCCGCAUUCAGACAGAAUCUGGCACUGUGGUGUGCGUUGACGUCGAUAAGCCAGUUAAGCGAAAUAAAAAGUUAUUUUACUGAUUGUUUCACAGUGGUUACAUUCAGCACAAAUAGACAUGCUGGACAACCCUGUAGCAAUGCCUGAUCCUGUCUGAAUCCACCUUUAGCUAUUCAGUUCUCUUAAUACAUCUGUCACAUGCAAGCUGUGUGUCCCCUGGCUUCAUGCUUUAACACUCACUGACAGCAGGUUGCAACGAUUGGAGAAAAAAGGACUGCUAGCUGGUAAAAACAAUACGAAAUGUUUUAAAAAAGUGACUUUACAAAUGUUUUAUGUGUUUAUGCCUUUUUGUGAGAACCAGAAACUCCACAGGGCACCUUUAAGUUUUAACUCUGCAAAACAACUGAAUAUUACAUUUUGAUGGACAACACCAGCUUCUUGCAAGUUUAGCUCCUCAUAUUACCUUGUGUCAUAAUAUAUUCGGCUGUAAAUCAAAGUGUGCACACUAAUACAUAUUCCCUGAUCACAGGUAAUAAGCAUUAUUUAAAAAACUGCUUUCAGUGCCAUAAAGUCGUUUUCUAAAGAGACCGGUGAGUGAAACUUGCAAAAAAGUUGGCGUGGUCUAACAACAAUCACAUGUAAACUCUAGAUGCCCCUCAUUGUACCACAUUAUUAUUAGACUACUGCUGCUCCACCUCGACGCCAAUAUAGUCAUUAGAGAUGCAAUGAAUAUGGGAUGUGUAGGUUUAUACAGAUUUGUGUAUUUCAACAUGCUCUUGUAGGUCUGUGUGCAAUAUCUGGGAGUUAGUGGAGGAAAAUACAAACUGGACUUUUGUAAUGGUUUCCACUGCGUGUUAGUGGGAGUGGGAGUUGUACCUAAGAGGGGCCUGACAGCUGUAAGUGGAUUUAAUAUUAUCACUUUGUUCUAUCCAGAAUCAUUUAACAGUAUCUUUAUUGUAUCAUACUUCAUCUUUUUCAGUUAAUAAAUACAGAAAAAUGA
Molecule: messenger RNA, 3981 nt
Organism: Larimichthys crocea (large yellow croaker)
Lineage: Eukaryota; Metazoa; Chordata; Actinopteri; Sciaenidae
Gene: gpr39
Product: G protein-coupled receptor 39
Exons: 2
Coding region: 646-1932 (428 amino acids)
Biological process (GO): G protein-coupled receptor signaling pathway
Cellular component (GO): membrane
Molecular function (GO): G protein-coupled receptor activity
Source: RefSeq, a predicted model, not a curated record